Hyalella azteca is the source of this 3268-nucleotide messenger RNA. RefSeq names its product mRNA-decapping enzyme 1B (gene DCP1). Gene Ontology annotation, biological process: positive regulation of catalytic activity; deadenylation-independent decapping of nuclear-transcribed mRNA; deadenylation-dependent decapping of nuclear-transcribed mRNA. The transcript is spliced from 2 exons. Gene Ontology annotation, molecular function: enzyme activator activity; mRNA binding. The record is from RefSeq and is a predicted model, not a curated record. Gene Ontology annotation, cellular component: P-body. NCBI's taxonomy places the organism in Eukaryota, Metazoa, Arthropoda, Malacostraca, Amphipoda, Hyalellidae. The coding region runs from base 158 to 1813 and encodes 551 amino acids.
GUUCAGACAGUACCGUUCCUAAAUCCUAAUUGUUUAGAUCUCGUUCGCCAGUCUUGCACCAUUUAUUUUAUUGUUGCUUCCACCAUCAAGUUAAUUGUGGCAAAAUUAUUGUCGUCUUUAACUCAGGGAGUUUCUGAACACAAGUCUUUCGUACAAAAUGGAAGAGUUCCGAGAGCAGCUGCGUCUAAACAUGCUGAGGUGCGUGGACAAUCAUGCCGAGACCGUGGUUGCAGUUGCAGGCCGCACAGCUCUCUACAACUACAAUGAGUCAGGAGAAACAUGGAGCAAGACUGAUGUUGAAGGAACUUUGAUGAUCUACACCCGUAAUGCCAAGCCAUGUCAUAUGCUCACCAUCAUCAACAGAAAUUCCAAAUCAAAUUUCAUUGAGCCUAUCACAAAGAACUGUGAUGCUCAGAUUAAAACCCCUUAUAUUUUGCUAAGAAAUGACAAGAUGAAGAUUUUAGGCAUCUGGUUUGCUGAUGAUAAUGAUGUGCCUAAGAUAUUUGAAGCUAUUGGAAAUUUUAUAAAAAUGGAGGAACCUGAGAUCAGUCUUGUUCCAGCCAAUGAUGCAAACAAUGAAGCCAAGACAUCUCGUGUAAGUGAUAUGCAUCACAACACUGCAUCAUCCAGCUCGCCCGAGAACAUAAUGUCAAUGCUCAGCAAGGCACAUGGUGAAUAUGAAAUCAAGAAAGUUGACAACACUGUUGAGAACAAGAGGUCCCCUAGCGCCAACCUUCACCAAGUAAACAACGUGGUUAACACAAUUGCUAACUCUAAUAACAGUCUUGGAAUUGCACAAGAGAAUGCUGGAGCUAAAUCACCUCAAGGCAACACAGUUGCUGAUUUCUUUGCCAAAGUUGGUGUAGGACUUGGACCUUCAGCAAAUGCUGCAGGUCCUCAUCAUGUUUCGCCUCAGAAUAACGUGAAUGGUAACGCCAAUUCAGUGAUGCCAAUUGAGCUCAUUAACCAGUCAGCUAACCCAGUGCUGCAGCAACUGUUCCAGGGCGCCGCGGCCGUGGGUGGCCAAGCCUCGGUGCUGUGCAGCAACGGCUCCACCAGGGCUCUUCCUAUCCCAGCUACUGGGUCUGCAAUCACCGACAACAGCCGAGAUGCGGGAGUCAGCAAGUCAGGGUCCAUGUCACUUCAGGAGCUGGAAGGGCAACUCAGGAAAAACCUGCUUAUGCCUGGCAUGACAGUAUGCAGUGAAGAUGAUCUGCUAAAGCAACCGGCUGCUUCCAAUGCUGCCAACAUCAAUUCCCAACACCUCCCUCUACGGUUUGGCAUGGCCACUGUGCCCAUGAGCGAGACUGGAGUCGUACCGGGAAGUGUGACGAGCGCGCUAGAUGGUAAACAGAUUUUGAGUAGCCCCAACGCGGGUUUGGGGUUGAUUUUGGGUGGCCCUCCUGGCAUCAAUACCUCAACAUUCUCUAGCCACAGCAACUCAAGCGACAGCGGGGCUCGCAGUGACGGAGGCAUGAACCUCACUGAAGAAGACAUACUCAACAAGAAUGAGCAGGACAAGCUAAGAUUGCAGCAGCUACAGCAGCAGGUGCAGUUGCAGCACAUGCAACACCAGCAACAACUUCGCCUCGCGCAGAAGCAACCGCAUCAGCCGCAGCAACAACUGCUUAUAGAACAACAGCUGCAGCAGCGAGUGCAACUUCUGAGCAAUAAAGAACCUCAGAAAACAUUACCUCCACUCAAUCAGAGUCAGUUUGUUCUGGCCCUGAGCCACGCUCUCACAAAGGAGGACUUCGUGCGGCAGCUCUACCAGGCGUACGAAGAAGUCGUACUCAAGCAUCCCAACUGCUAAGAAUCCUCCCUUUGUUUCUCAGAUGCUUCAGUACCUUGAGUAGCUUAAUGUUUUAUGGUAGAGUCUGCCGUCAAACUUUAUACGCUAGUUUAUUUUAUUCUUAUGUAAAUAAAAGAUAAAUUUGGUGUUUACAAAUAGCAACUAGUACUGUUUUAGUUUGCUUGGUCGAGAAGUUCAGAGCAUUAGAGGUGAAAUCUAUGAGAAGCUAUUUACAAUUUAGGAUAGCAUUGCAAAUAAGGCGCUACUAGCAGAUAUUUAUCGUCUCUCUACAUCCGUGUGUAAUGUCAAGUUACUGCAGUAGCUUCAUAGUUCUUCAAAUAUAUAGUUCUACAUAGUUUAGCUGUAGUCUAAACCAGCCCUACAGUUGUUCCUUCAGUACUUUCAUUCCAAAAUAUCUUCAUCAAAUAGAAUUUAUUUCAUUGAUAUUUGAAGCCGUUAUGCUUCACUGCUGUCAUGAAAAUUUUCCCUGUCAAAAUCUGUAUUGGAUUAUUUACAACAAAAUAGCACUGGAUUCAUGUCUCUAGAUAGAAGUGAAAAAUCUUACUGGUCUCAAGGAUUUGUGAAGCGUGUAUCGGUUUAAGAGAUUCUCUGCACAGGCUAUGCACGUGUCGAUAUGUACACGGUACGAGGAAUAUUAUUGUUGCUAAAUACUUAAUGGACUUGGGCAUGUGCUUCUAAGUUGUGUGUUAAAGUUGAGGAUCGGAUUUUAAUCCGUUGUAUGUCGGAGUGGAAUUAUACCGCACUGCAAUAAUUUUACUUGUAAACUUCAAGUUCGAAGAUUUUUUUUUUCUGUCUUGACUUUGGCUUCUGGAACUUGGUCUUUAAACGUGUUUUUACCUCAUUUAUUUUGAGAACAAAUUCAGGUAGGUAUUAUUUAAUUGUUCUCUGACGAUUUUACAAAAUUAUUGAACUGUAAAAGAUAAUGUUAAGGGACUUCGUUUCUCAGACUUUGACGCUUAGACGAUUAUUUUUCAUACUCAUUAGCAAUUAUUUUGGUUGAAGUAAAGCUUUUCAUUCAAUAGCUGUCGUCUUGUGUUUGAAUUCGAUUAUUAUAAGGCUGAACAAAAUUGAUGUCAGCAACGAGUAGGCCUUAUCCUCUAAUCGGGAUUCCUCUAAGAGUUCUUAGGCUGUCCAAGAACUGGCAUUAUUGGCUACUUUUAGAGUUAUGACGCAUAUAAAUUUUAAUUUCUUUCAGGAUUGGCGACUAAAACUUAUCAUGGGCUAAUGUUCAUAACUUUUGUAGAACUUCUUAGUUAGGAUCAUCUCUCUGACUCGUGCAUAUCGUUGCAACCCGCCCUUGUUGAUCACGCUCCAAGUUGUCAUUAAAUCUAUACCUAAACGUGCACUUUACAUUUAUUUCGCCAGUAUUGUUGUGUGUAGACAGAGGACUAAGCUUUCUUGGCGUUGCCUCAUCGGCAACUCCAAUUUUCUAUCUCACUAAAUCUUCGGAUGGCU